This is a messenger RNA of Carassius gibelio (silver crucian carp), 4071 nucleotides long. Its product is annotated as disabled homolog 2. Gene Ontology annotation, cellular component: plasma membrane. The coding region runs from base 486 to 2540 and encodes 684 amino acids. NCBI's taxonomy places the organism in Eukaryota, Metazoa, Chordata, Actinopteri, Cypriniformes, Cyprinidae. The record is from RefSeq and is a predicted model, not a curated record. Gene Ontology annotation, biological process: negative regulation of canonical Wnt signaling pathway; positive regulation of endocytosis; receptor-mediated endocytosis. The transcript has 14 exons.
AAAUAUAGGUGGAAGUUACAGAGAAUCAGUAGAUGAUGAAUAUCAACUAUAGAAACAGCCAGUGAGAGCGCAUUAGAGACGAUCAUGUGUCGUGUGAUGCAGUGAGAUCGCCGUCUGGUCUUCAGAGGGUUAAAUUUCACUUUGAGGGGGAGUUACCGAAUCUGCAGUAACAUCAGAGCACAUUCCUCAGAGCUGCCAACAUCCCGGGAAUAAGACCUUCACCGUCAACAUCUCAGACCCAUAUCCCGGGAAUAUACCUACUGCACGACCGGACGCGCGUCGACUCUGUUGUCAAGCCGCGUUUUCUCUGCCGGUUCGGAGCACGCGAGCUCCAGGAUCCGCUCAAUGUCUUAACGUAGUGCGGCACAGCUGAGCAUGGUCCACUGCUGAGUUAAGCUGUGGUGCACACACUGCAGAGAGGAGAGCAAGAGUGCUUCAACUGAUCCUGUCUUCACACUUGUUUUGCACGAGGCUGGCCUCCAAACAUGUCUGCAGAAGUGGAAUCCAGCACACCCCCGGUCGAGCAGGCACCUUUCAAGACACCCUCCAAAAAAGAAAAGAAAAAGGCUGCAGAGAAAAGCCCAGAGAAAACAGAUGAGUUCCUCCUUGCCAGGUUCCAAGGUAAUGGAGUUCGCUACAAAGCCAAGUUGAUUGGUGUAGAUGAUGUGCCUGAAGCAAGAGGAGACAAAAUGAGCCAAGACUCCAUGAUGAAACUAAAGAGCAAGGCGGUGGCAGCUCGCUCUCAGGGCAAACACAAGCAGAGAGUCUGGGUGAACAUUUCUCUCUCAGGAAUCACUGUUACUGAUGAGAAAACAGGGGCAACAUUACUGGAGCACGCAGUAAAUAAGAUCUCCUUCAUCGCCCGGGAUGUCACUGACAACAGAGCGUUUGGCUAUGUGUGCGGUGCGGAAGGCCAGCACCAGUUCUUCGCCAUUAAAACUGCACAGCAGGCGGAGCCUCUUGUCAUUGACCUGAAGGAUCUUUUCCAGUUAAUCUUCAAUAUGAAGAAAAAAGAAGUUGAGGGUUCAAAGAAGGAUGAAAAUAAUAAAGCAAUGGAAAAUGGCAGUGAAGGUUCACACAAUGACAGAAAAGGCGUCGAACAGCUGGACUUGUUUGGAGACAUGUCGACCCCACCUGACUUAAACUCUCCCUCGGAGUCUCAGGACAUCCUGUUGAUGGAUUUGUCCACUGAGAUAGACAGCAAUCAGAACUGUGUAAAAGGAAACCCCUUCACCUCGUCUUCUGUCCCCAGAGCCCCAUCCAGCCUCUCGCCUGAGAACCCCUUCUCUUCUCAACACAGCUUCUUCCCCGCCCCUAUCCAUGACCCGUUCAGUGACGACCCAUUUUCCAAAAGUGCCGAUCAAUCAAUCAGAGACGACCCUGCCACAGCCAACCACAGCCCUAAUAACUUGUUUAAUGGUGGCCCUAAGAAUGGUGACUCUGACUACUUAGGCCAGCAGUUUGACCAACUCUCCAACAGGACAAUCAUCCAUGCUCUCAGUAAUGGCCAUUGGCCUUUAGAUGGCAGAGCUGCGGAAGCCACUAGCUGGACUCAGAAUACUGUCCCAGUUCAAGAGCAGAACGGGCAUGGGAAAGCAAAGCCUAAUCCGUUUGUGGGAGGUUCAGAGAAAAUGCAGCCGGUGCAGAAUGGAGUGAAACAUGAGAAUGGAGGCAUAGAGCCACCUGUCAAUCAAACCAAGGAUUCUGUCAUUAUAAGCCCACCACCACUCAACAUGAAAGCCGGGAGGGGCAGGAGGAGUGUAAAGUCCCCUUCCAAUGAAAAACCCGGACCGGAUCCAUUUGUUCCACCAAACCCAUCAGAAUCACCACCUCCUCAACCUGAGAACUGCCCUGUCACCUCUGUCAGUCUGUUCAGCAGGAGCCCUCCCUCCACUGACACGCUCGCAGCUCUCGGGUUGUCUCUUCAAGUCUCCACUCCUCUGUGGAAUCAGCCGCUCUCCUCCAUCUUCCCCUGCACCACCAAUGUCUCUCAGCCCUUCAAUCAAGCACCUGUCUUCUCCACUUCUCCUGCGCCUGCCUGGGGAAACAUUCCUGGGAGUUUUGGGAGUUUAACCGCUACCCAACAGCUUCCAUCAUGGGGCACCACGCAAGUCUCCAAUGGAUCCAAUGGGUCCUGGAGCCCUCAUUCAACCCUGGGGAACCCCUUCCAGAUGGGCAUAUUUCCACCCAGCCUUGUGCCCGACGGACAGCAGAGCUCCAGUCCCCCUCCACUGGUUCCACCUCGGGCAGUAGCCACCAAAGAAGCUCCUAAAGUGGACAGUAAUGCUUUUGUUGAUCUUGAUCCUCUGGGAGAAAAGGAGAAGAGGGAUAUCAAGGACAUGUUUAAGGAUUUCCAGAUGGCUAAGCCACCAAACGUUCCAAUGAGGAAAGUUGAACUAAAGAUUGGAGGCCCGAACCCAUUCGACAACUCCGUUGGAAAAAAUCUGUUUGGCACAUCUGUACCUGCAACUAGUGCACCUCCCAUAAAGACAGUGGGCUUAGAUCCUUUCAGAGACCCAUUUGGAAACCCAUUUGCAUGAUCUUGAUGACUUCAUAGGGUCCAAUUAUGGAUCAAACACAAAUCACUGAACAAGAAAUUAUGCAAAAUACAGUUCCAUCCCAGAUGUUUCAGCUUUAUAAUGCCGUGGUUAAGCAAAUGGAUACACAAUGACAACCGCUUUUCACAGAACACCAUUUUUAUGUAGCUUUCCCACUAAAGUGCAUCCUGUUCAAGAGCUGGUCUCUUAGCUCUGAUGUCACAGCCAAUGUCUUACAGCCAAAUGAAGCCUGUGCAACCCUUCUUGUUUUAUGAACCAUGAUCAUGGACAGGCUAAAAAUGAUCCAUCCAGUGCUGGUCUGCUGUUAAAACAUGUUUAUUGCAUUUUGUCUCUUAAUGACAACAUGAUGACAUUCGUUUGGUUUUCUGUACUAAUAGCACUUAAAAGCAAUUUUGUCAUUUUUGCAUCAGUAGACAAGUUAUUGUUGCCUUGUUUGAUCACUUUUUCUUCAUUGCAAUAUUAUAACAUUAUAUGUUUACUUCUCCACAUUUAUCAAGAGCUUUAGGGCACGACUGGUCACUAAUUUUAAGAAAAAAAUUUUUAUGAACUGGCAUAUGAACUGAACAAGAUGACCGAUUUUUUAAAUAUCCAAUUCAAGUUUGGACAUUAAAUGUCCAAUCACAAACUGUCAUGAUGGCCAGCAGAGAGACAGUGUAAAUAAUAUCUAUAGAGAUGCUCUGAUAUGUGCAAUCAACAUCAUACUGUACUGACCUGUUCAUUAUAAAAGAGCAACUGACUCUAAUCAACCUGUAUUUUCUUUGAUCUGUACUCAGUAUUCUGAUAUUCGUGAGGUGGUGAGCUUGCGAUAUUCACUAAUAUAUACAGUAUGUACUGUCAUCGUGUCAAAAGUUCUCUGUUUUUGUUUUGAUUUGACAUUGUAUUGAAUGAAUAAUCAAAAUUUCUACUGCUGGCAUGUUGUCAGCAGUUCUACAAAUAUAAACACCUUCAGAAAUAAUAUCUAUCCAUUGAAUAGGAGGAUGAUACUAUUUAAGCACAUUGUUACGGUAUGUGUGUAACAUGAUGACCCAGAAUGCUUCAGGUAAUACUUGACAAGAGCGUUUUGAUGUGUCUGAUUGAUCGAUAUUGUUUUACUACAAUGCUCUUUAUUUUUCCCUUUUGAUAGUUUGGGAUAUAAUCAUUUUCCACCAUGAUAUUGCAAGGUUUAAAAGAAAAAAACAGAAAUGCAUUUAUCUCAGUGGAUUAAUGGAUUAGCAAAAAAAAAAAAAAUUAUAUGUGUGUACUGUAGUGGAUGCUGAAGCCUUGUCAAAAUGAAUUAUGUGAAUUGUAUGUGUGUACAUAUAUAAAUAUCUGCUCUGUUAUGCACUAUGCCAUCUACCUUGGAUGCUAUAGAACUAAGGUGUUUUUAAAAAUGUAGUCGCUGCAAUAAACUGGAAUUUUAGUUAGUGGAAUAGAUUCAGAAUGGUCCUAUUUAUCUUUUGCAAAGUUUGUAUUCAAGUCUGUAUAAGACCAGUUGGGUCUACUUCACAAUAAAGUGAUGACUGGCUGAAUGAUA